Zea mays is the source of this 729-nucleotide messenger RNA. RefSeq lists its product as uncharacterized. The transcript has a single exon. The record is from RefSeq and is a predicted model, not a curated record. The coding region runs from base 267 to 521 and encodes 84 amino acids. Lineage: Eukaryota; Viridiplantae; Streptophyta; Magnoliopsida; Poales; Poaceae.
GCACCUGAAAUCGGCAUUUGCCCGGAGCAUUCCCACGAUCGCCUCGUAGUGGAUGUCGUCGUCACCCACGUCGUGAGCCUGGGGCCCGUGGCCGGCAGACCUGGCCAAGCAGUAUAUGCCCAGCCGUCCUGAGCCUAUAAACCCUGCAGCCGGGUCUUCAGUCUUCACGCUUGAGCUAGCUUUCACAAGACAAAACAAGAACACAACUGCAGUGUAAGUAGCGCUACGCGGCCGGGGAGAGAUAGGGAAAGCGGGAAGCAAGGACGAUGGCGUCUCUGCUCAGCCUGUACGGCGGCGACGCCGCCGGCGGUCGGAGGAGGAUGAGCCGAGGUAGCGGCACGGCGCCGGCGCCGGUGAGGCGUCUGCUGAGGAGGCUGAGGUCCAGCUUCAUCAGACGGAGCGCGGCGCGGCCGAGGACGAGGGCGGCGGCGAGGUUCGCCUACGACCUGCGCAGCUACUCCCAGAACUUCGACGACGGCGUCAUUUCGUCGUCAGCUCCGGCGGCCACGGCUCGUGCGUAGCUGCGACUCCAGGAGGAUUCUGCUUCUUCUGUGUAGUAACAAGUAACUGUAGCCAAGAUGUUAGCUACUAGCUAGUGUGGUUUAGUGCUAGUGCUUCCUCACUGAGCUAGAGACUCAUAAUCGAGUCCAGUGUUAAUUUCUUGUGAUUAGCUAUCUCAUCCAGUUAUUGUGUAUAUAUGGAAGUUACUUUGUCUGUUUUUUUCCCUUC